Messenger RNA from Anthostomella pinea, 1257 nucleotides. Lineage: Eukaryota; Fungi; Ascomycota; Sordariomycetes; Xylariales; Xylariaceae. The record is from the annotation of a GenBank genome assembly.
AUGGCCAAGUUCAGGCUCAGCUCCAAGCACAAGCUCAUCGCCACAAUAGGCAUCUCAUUCUGCUUCUUUGUCGCUGAGAUAUCUGUUGCUUUCUACACGGGGUCUCUGGCCUUGUUGGCAGAUGCAUUCCACUACAUGAACGAUCUCAUUGGUUUCAUCGUCGCUCUCGUCGCCAUCAUCAUCUCAGAGCGUGCGAACUCCCCUCAGAACUUCUCCUUCGGCUGGGCACGCGCCCAACUGCUCGGCGCAUUCUUCAACGGCGUCUUCCUCUUGGCACUUGGCAUAUCCAUCUUUCUCCAGUCGAUUGAGAGAUUCAUCUCCAUUCAGCGUGUCGAGAACCCAAAGCUAGUGCUGAUCGUUGGGUCUGUCGGUCUGGCACUAAACAUCAUCAGCGCCACCUUGCUACACGAGCAUCACGGCCAUGAUCAUGGGGAUCACAGCCAUGGACAUUCGCACUCUCACGACGGUCACGGGCAUGACCACAGCCGCGUUAACAUCGAGGCCGCCAUUCCCACAACCGACAGCUCAUAUCAAAGCAGUGAGGACGUUCCCUUGACCCCCAUCAGUGCCCAUGCCGAACAUCGUCAUACCAUCGCGAAGUUACAGAACCCUGGUCGUGAUCUUGGCAUAAUGGGUGUCUUUGUCCACGUUGUCGGCGAUGCGCUGAACAACCUUGGAGUCAUCAUCGCGGCACUGGUGAUCUGGCUCACAAGCUACGAGGGCAGGUUCUAUGCCGACCCCGGCGUCUCUAUGGGCAUCGCCAUCAUGAUCCUGCUGUCGUCACUGCCGCUAGUUAGAAACAGCGGCAAGAUUCUCAUGCAGAGUGCCCCCCGCGGCGUGGAUCUGGACGAUGUCAAGCAUGACCUCGAGAAGAUUCCCGGCAUCGAAUCCGUCCAUGAGCUCCACAUCUGGCGACUUGACCAGAAGAAGUCCAUCGCAUCCGCGCACGUUGUCGUCUCGAACAAUGAGAUGACCGACUUCAUGGGCCGCGCCAAGACCGUUAGCGAGUGCCUACAUGCCUAUGGCAUCCACUCGGCCACUCUGCAGCCGGAACUCGCAAGCCCGGCCACGGUCCCCGUUAACAUCGAGAGCAGCCAUGAGAGCAACGGCGUUCCGGCAAACACAACUGCCAGUGGAACCGUAUCGUCAGGCGCGUCGAUUAGAAGACGACGCGCCGACGGGUCCGCGUGCCAGAUGGUUUGCGGGAACCUGUGCGAGAGCCUGACUUGCUGCAACACCGGUGGCAUGCGGCUCUGA